AGCCAUGUUUUUAUACACGUUGGCUCAUCAUAAGAAGAAUAGGUCUAUUGGACAUUACUUCUAUAGAAGUGGAGAAACCGUGAGCCGACAAUUUCACCUUUGUCUAAGGGCUUUUCUCAAGUUGCAUGAAGUACUACUUUACAAUCCCACACCAAUAUUGGAUGAUUGUGAAGAUGAAAGGUGGAAAUCCUUCAAGAAUUGUUUAGGGGCAUUAGAUGGGACUUACAUUAAUGUAAAUGUGCCUUCACAAGAACGACCAAAGUAUAGAGCAAGAAAAGGAACGAUUGCUAUGAAUGUAUUGGGUGUUUGUGCACCUAAUAUGCAAUUUAUUUAUGUUCUUCCUGGUUGGGAAGGCUCGGCCCAUGAUAUGCGUGUACUUCGAAAUGCUCUUUCUAGACCAAACGGUUUUAGAGUACCUCGAGGUAAGUGAAGGCCUUUUUUGUGAGUGUAUAUGUUUUAUUAGUUUUGGUUGGAAGUAAUUAUUUUUUUUCAAUAACUUUGAAGGUAACUAUUAUUUGGCUGAUGCGGGGUAUACGAAUUGUGAGGGUUUUCUUGCUCCAUAUAAAGGUCAAAGAUACCAUUUAAAAGAAUGUUUUAUUAGUGUGUUUUUCUGUAUUGUUGUAAUCCCAUCAUUCUCAAUUCAAGAUUAGUUAAUCCUAUUAUGUUGUUUUGAUUGUAAAGUUUGGUGUACAUUGAUCUUGUAUCGAAACAUAAGGCUUCAUUGGUCUAGAUUUACUAUUAGGAUUUUGUCUUGGACAUUAUAUUUUCUAGUUUUCAUUGAUUUGUACUAGUGUGCUUCAUUGCCUUCAUGGUUAUAGGCUAGGAAAUUUUGCUAAGGCACUUUAAUACUGAUGCAUCUUAGGCACUCCAACCUCUUUUGACACAAUUGAUGGAUCUUUGGGUGCUAAUUAAAUUUAUGUACCUUUUAAAUCUAUUGUUGAAAAAAAAAAACUCAUUAAUCUCAUAAUCUCCAUAAUUUUACUCUUAAGCCUUGACAUCUCAUAACCUCUACUAGUCUGCUUGUUAUCCUUUCAGUCUUUAUUGCAUCUGUACCACUACCUUUUUUAUGGUGUUAUGUUUUUGUAUGUUAACAUUUUCAAUGGUGAUUGUUAAAUGAUGUCUUUAUUUU
Molecule: messenger RNA, 1129 nt
Organism: Chenopodium quinoa (quinoa)
Lineage: Eukaryota; Viridiplantae; Streptophyta; Magnoliopsida; Caryophyllales; Amaranthaceae
Product: protein ALP1-like
Exons: 2
Coding region: 5-430 (141 amino acids)
Source: RefSeq, a predicted model, not a curated record